AUGCUCGAUUCCCUUACCAAUGAUAGUGUCUUUUCAAUAACUUCCCCCUUAGUUCAGAACAUGGAUUCCAAUUCUAUAAAGAAACCUGUUACCAUGAGUACUGAGGAUGGGGAGGAGAUUAUUGUUGUUGAACCUACUGAUCCGGAUGAGGAUAGACGCAAUCUGGAAGCCGUCUCAGCUCCUGCUUCUCAACCCAGUACUCUAAAUUUCUUCAGAAAUGAUAUUACCGCAGAUUCCACUAUGCUCAAUCAACUCAUUCAAGCUAUAAGUGCUAAAUCGAAGACGGAAAAUGCUUUAAAUCAGUCACCUCGAAUAAUUGUUACUCCAAAUUCCAGUGUUUUGUCCAUACAACGGACUACUCAAUGCAGUAAUGUAACUCCGCAGCAGUCACAAGCGUCUUUCAUGGUACAACCUUUAACUAGUUUUCAGGCAGCUCAACUCCUCAAUCUUUCCUCUACCCAACCAGCUAUUUCUCCUUCACAAAAUCUUUUCACAAAUUCUGGUAUACGCACUCUCCUAUCUGGUGAUUCUCUUACCUAUGGAAUAGCCGUUAACUGUUCCACCGCAAUCAUGUUAGCUCAAUUAGCAAAUAAUAUUUCAUCUUCCAUGUUGAAUCUAUCUCAGCAGUGCUCUGGGGAAGGAAAUACAAAUAAUAUGUGUCUCCAAAUCUCGGAAAUUAGUCAACUCCUUGGAGUUUUAAUCAGUCUAGCAACCUCUAUGUCUACCUCUCUUCCGGGUUUGUUGUCAUUAAGGAAUAACACAAAUGCACAGUCUUUGGUCGGGAAUUUACCACAAACUAGCCCGAUUUUAACGAGUUUAAUUUCUGCUAAUCAAGACUUAAACUCUACCCAACCCACUAAGGAGGUUUUAGCAAAAGUCGAAGCAAAAUCAGAUAUUGAAAUUAUUCCCAAACCUGUUCCUGCUCAAGAAACAUCAGAACCAUUGUCUUCUUCAACAAAUAGUGGAAAGCGCAGCCCUCCUGUUGCUGGAAUGUUAACUAGGAAUGGGGUUUUGCUGAAGUCCGUUAAAAUCCAUUCUCGACCCAAGAAACAUAUCUGUCCCUAUUCAGGGUGUGGCAGAGCUUUUCAAUCUAGAUACAACCUUGUGGAGCAUAUCAGAAUUCAUACGGGUGAGAGACCAUUUGUUUGUCCAGUUGCUGGAUGUACUUCGCGGUUUAAAAGACGGCGUGACCUACAUGAGCACUCAACUUUGCAUGAGGAUAAGCUGAAGGUUGAAGCAUUGCUCUCAAAAACAAAAAAGACGCUUCUUGUUACUUCUGUUCUGUCUGAAAAGGAGAAGUUGGAAAAGCCUGUUAAUGGAAUUCGAUCUCAAUCUCUAUUCUCCUGUCCAUUUCCUAAUUGCAAUGCUUCCUAUGCUAGAAGACAUCGUCUUUAUCAGCAUAUGUGCAAGCAUAUUGGAAUUGGGCCCGUGUUCUGUGAUUACCCUAAAUGUACGCUGCGAUUUUUCAAUGCUGAGGACUUGAAACGUCAUAAAAUCUCCCAUAAAUACCCCUAUCGUGUUGAUGAAAAGAAGAAUCACAUCUGCCUCUUUAAUAACUGCGGAAAAGUCUACUCUAAAAUGAACAAACUAAUGGAGCAUAUUCGGUCUCAUUCUGGCGAAAGGCCAUUUGUUUGUGAUAGAGAGGGCUGCAAAGCUGCAUUCAGUCGACAGUAUGGAUUAAAACGGCAUUUAGCAAUUCAUUCCACGGAGAAAAAGGAGAAAGUGGAGACCCCAGCAGUGAUUGAAGAUUCCACUAAACCGAGUCUUAUUUCAUCAGCACCAUUGGUUGUGUCGAGCUCGACUCCUGUAUUCCCACAAACUAUUGGCUUGGUGUCACAAGCUCCUCCUAAACCUCAGGCAACUAUUUUGAAUCUAUUCCAAGCAUUAACAUCUUCAGCUCCAGUCCAGCUCCAAUCAAUAGUAACAACUGCGCCAAAGCAUACUACUACGGAAAAUGUACUUAACUCAGCUAGUAAGCUUCCUCCCCCUCCUGCUAAAGUGCCAAUAAGUGCAGUAUCAGCACCAGUUACAGCUAUCCCUAAUCGAAGUCCUAAAUCAAAUCUAGCUCAACGCUCCAGCAAAGCGGCUGCAACUCCAUCAGCAUCCGCCCUGGCUGAAAAGGCAUUGGUUGUUACUUGUGCAUUUGGAAAGCGUCGACACGUUUGUCCCGUUGAGAAUUGUCAAAAAGUGUUCCCAAAAUUGAACAAACUUCGUGAGCACAUCUGUCGACAUACAGGUGAAAGACCCUAUGCUUGUCAGGAGUGCACUGCAACAUUUGUCAGGAUGUAUGACCUUCGUCGACAUGCCCAAAUUCAUACUCGCAAGAAAUUGGUAUUCUAA
Rodentolepis nana is the source of this 2340-nucleotide messenger RNA. The record is from the annotation of a GenBank genome assembly. NCBI's taxonomy places the organism in Eukaryota, Metazoa, Platyhelminthes, Cestoda, Cyclophyllidea, Hymenolepididae.